AGACAAUUUGAAUCUGAACAAUUUUUAUCUCAAUAUUUGAUUUUCUUUCGCCCUUCAUGGUUGGUCUGGGGAAUAAAUAGGAUUCGCGGGAAUUUUCAGUUUGACCUUAAAGCUAAUUAUUUCGUAGUGUGUAUUUAGGGCAAUUUAUUGCCGGCAAAUUCACCCCUCCGUAUAAUUUUAAUUUUAUUACAGCAGGAAGAUUUUCUGGAGGAAGUUAAUUUUCACCCGAAUCUCUCCCGUGUGUUAGUCCGGUCCUCCACCUAACGAAUUUGGGUACUGAAAUAAAUAGGAUCACCAAACACCGCCUAAUUGAUUAUCCUCAAAAUUUUCCACUUCGCCUUUCUAUCUUCUCUCUCUCGUGUGGCUUCGUUUUCGAUUAGAAUUAGGUAUUUGUGAAUCAGAGUGAAAAGGAGCGGAUCAUCGUCAUGGAGAAAGGAGGUCGAGGAAAAUUUGCCGGAGCAAGUUUGUACCCGGAUCGCAAACGUAAGUCCUUUUCUAAUUUCUUUUAUGUUUUUAAUUUUGAUUUAAUCUUUCUUUGUACUAGUAUUCAAUCACUCGUCUGAAUUUUCGCUUUUCCCACUUACUGCCUCUUACGAGAUAUUUUGAUGGUCCUAAAUUUUCAACAAAUACUAACUAUGUUUCAAAAUUAUUAUCCAGUUCGAGAUUUCACUUUUAGUACAUUUUGAACUAGAAAUGAAAAUGAACAAUAAUUAUGGAACGGAGGGAGUAUGUUUUUUUUUUUGCGAUUGAAAAAAAAAAUAAAUUUACAUUUUCUCAUGCAUUAUGUUCUCAUAAUAAUUAAGAAACAUUUUGAAUUUUUUUUUCUCAAUUAGAAAAACAUAUGAAACUUAUGAUAAAUCAAAAUAGCACCUUAUAAUAAAGAAUGGAGUAAGUGUUAAAUGAAAAAUUGGAACUGAUGAGGGGUUUCAGGGAGAGAGAUAGAACCAUAAGGGCGGCUGCCUGUGUGGCGUCGUCUUCCACCCGGCAUGAGGCUGAGCAGGCGACAAUCAGUCAACCAUACCACCCCGACUGGUUAGCAACUAUGCAAAAACAUUAUCCGGGUUACGAAAUGUGGUACAAUAUGACUCACAAAGAGCGUAGAUGGGAGCUGUCUCUUCAGGGUGCUCUCGAAUUUUGCCCAAAGGUUCCUCCGAAGAAGUUGGGAAGUUAUGGUGACGACGCAUCGUGCCAUAUAUACAUGGAACUCUUGGUUGAUUGUCCUCCCAAUAGACUUGGUAACUUUUCUGAAUACAUGUAUAUGCUUGAGACAACAUCAGACAUUUCGAAGAUUAGCUUAAUGUCUAAACAAUUUUUGUUUUAACUGUUGAAGUAAAUUGACAUCUUUGUUAUCUUGUGUUGUUGAAUGUUAAAUAUAGGCAAUGUUUUGUGGAAACUUAGUGUUACGUAGUUUCUUUAUGUAUACCCCCCUCUUAUUUCUGUUGUGGUCUGUCAAAGUAGAAAUUGGGUAUCAAAGCAAUUAUUUUCAUAUUUUGUGCUACCUUCUAUUGGCUUUUAACAUAUAUAUGUUUGGGAUGUCCAUCAUGCGCGCAGAAGAAUACAACCUUCCGGCGCCAAGUGCUUUAGGUGAAUCUGUCCUUUUCGUUCCAUUGAAACUUCCGGAGCCUCCAAACCCAUGUAAGAUGUGGAACACUCUUCUUAAAGAGGUAUACACACACACACACACACACACACACACACACACAUAUAUAUAUGAUACUUUUUGAGAAGCCCUGGAAUGGUUUUAAUGAAAUGAAUGACAUGUUAUGAACAGUACUUUAUUGCAAGUUUUGAUUCACGGUGAUGUUAUUAAAAAGGGUACCAUUGAACUGUGAAUUAAUUACCAUCUCAUCGUCUGUUGUUAAUGUGAAAUGAAGUGCCAGGAAGACAACAGCCAUUUUGAUGCGAUGUGGAAGUGCCUGGGCUUUCAAGGUUUUUUGCAAGAUGAAUGUUCUAUUAAUAUUGACAAAAAGAGUUCUGCUUAAGAUUUUCUGGGGAUACUGGCAUCCCAUGCGAAUUAUUUAUUGUUGAAUAACAUUCGAGAAUUACUUUCACUCUUCCUCUUCUUUAUAUCGUUUAACAUUCAUUAAUCACACACACACACAAAAUGUGUACUCCCUCUGUCCCAUAAUUAUUGUCCAGUUUAGAUUUUCAUUUCUAAUUUAAUUAUACUAAAAGUGAAAUCUCAAAUUGGAAAAUAAUUUGGGACAGAGGGAGUA
Oldenlandia corymbosa var. corymbosa is the source of this 2216-nucleotide messenger RNA. The record is from the annotation of a GenBank genome assembly. NCBI's taxonomy places the organism in Eukaryota, Viridiplantae, Streptophyta, Magnoliopsida, Gentianales, Rubiaceae.